GUUGAGCUGUGUGCCGAGUUCUCUGAGCUGGGCAUGGGUCUGUUCAUUUUCACUUCCGGGGGGUAGUUAGUUGCUGCAAGGCAGCGCUGUACAGCAGCGGCAGCUGAGAAGAGAAGAGAAAAGAGAAGGGAAGGGAGGCACAGCUGGAGCAGACUGGAGGAGAGGAGAGGACUGGAUAGCCCAGCCCAGCCCAGCCCAGGCCAGCCAGGCUGCCUGCCGAACCGAACAGAACAACGCUGUCUGCAGGAGAAUGGACCGCGACUGAUUGGGCAAAGGCUGUCCUUGACCCAGGUGCGACCCGGUUGCAGCAGCAAUAGGACCAGGCGGUGCGGUGCGGUCCGGUCCGGUGGGUGUUUUCGGCGGUCGGGUCGCGGUUCGCUUCAGCUUCAGCUCCGGAGGCGGACUGGCGGCCAUGAUGGAUGACGGGGGCGGCUACGUGGAGCUGGACGUUCCGGAAUUCAGCAGCAGCGUUCUGAGCCAGCUGAACGAACUGCGACUACAGGGCAAGCUGUGUGACAUCAUCGUCCACAUCCAGGGUCAGCCGUUUCGUGCCCACAAGGCGGUGUUGGCGGCCAGCUCCCCGUACUUCCGUGACCACUCAGCGCUGGGCACCAUGAGCGGCCUCUCCAUCUCCGUCAUUAAGAACCCCGAGGUGUUCGAACAGCUGCUGGCCUUCUGCUACACCGGACGCAUGGCGCUACGGCUACGAGACGUCAUCAGCUUCCUCACCGCAGCCUCCUUCCUCCAGAUGCAGGCCGUCAUAGACAAGUGUACCCAGAUCCUGGAGGGGCUCCAUGCCAAGAUCCACCUGCCGCCAGGUGUGCUGCCGAUCCCCAUCCCCCCCGAGGCCAUGCACCUGCACCCCCACCACCUCCACCUCCACCACCCGGGCUCAGACGAGGACACGCCCCCUCCGCCGGGGGAGGGAGGAGCCUCCUCCUCCUCUGCUAAACAAGAUAGGGGUCGUAACGGUGUGAAGGACGGGGGCCUGUUCCUCAACCCCACCCAGAUCUCCCCGCCAUAUUACUCCCGCACCCGCGCCGCACAGAGGCACGCACACCAGCAGGUUCAGGUCCAUGAGGAGGCCCAGUCUGAUCGCUGCAGUAGUGACGGCGCGGCGUCUGAGCAGGACGCGCUGAUGGAGGGCGACGUGGAGGCGGUGGAGCUGAUUGGUCGAGAUGGUCAGGUGACCGACAUCCACGUCAAGCUGGAGAAGACGGACCGCGAUCACCGCGAUCACCGCGACCGAGACCGCGAGCGGGAACGCCCCAGCCAAUCGGAUUCCUCGUCCACUACGGGUGACGACGGCUACCACACGGAGCUUGUGGACGGGGAGCAGGUGCUGGCGGUCAGCGUGGGCUCUUACGGGCCCGUCAUCGCCGCGGCAACGGCCCCCGGGCCUCCGGGCGGGGGCGUCGGCUACUCCUCCUACGCCACGGCCGCCAUCGCAGCCCCGCCCCCUCCCUGCUUCCUCAGCCUGGGCUCCUCCCCCUCGCCCUCGCGCUCCCUGCUGGGUGGCUUCCGGGGGGGUAGGGGGCGCUCUAAGCGAGCGCUACAGGCGCUACCCGCUGACUUGCUGGGGCAGCUGAAGGCCGGGAUGGGGGGAGGAGAGGAGGGGGACGGGGGGGCCACAGAGUCGGGCGAGAGGGAAGGGCGUGAUUCCGGCGGUGGCCUGCGGGCGCAGCAGUGGUAUCCGUUUAACGAGCGGCUGGUGUGCAUCUACUGUGGCAAGUCCUUUAACCAGAAGGGCAGCCUGGACCGCCACAUGAGACUCCAUAUGGGCAUCACGCCAUUCGUAUGCAAGUACUGCGGUAAGAAGUACACGCGUAAGGACCAGCUGGAGUACCACAUCCGCGGACACACCGACAACAAGCCCUUUCACUGCCAGCUGUGCGGAAAAUGCUUCCCCUUCCAGGGCACACUCAACCAGCACCUGCGCAAGAAGCACAUGGGCGCCCCUCUGACCCCCGGAGACCCCGCCCACCACUCCCUCAAUCACCACGGCGACCACGAGCCUCUGGACGACGAGCCCCUGGAUGGCGGCGUGGGAGACCCCGAUGACGCGGGGGAGGAGGAGGCCGGGGCACCGGCGUUUGGGGAGGGCUACGGAGAGGAGCCGCCGGGGGAACGGAACGCAGAGGACGCCAACGCAGCCCCACGCAGCCCUGAGUAGCCAUGGCAACCAGACCGGAUGGAAGGAUGGCUAGAAAGACGGAGGAGAUGGAGGAGGAGGAGGGGGGAUGAAUGACAAGGCCACCCCCCCUCCUCUUAGGAAGCUUUAAGAGUCGGGCGUUUCCUUUUUUUUAUUUCUGUUUUCGUUUUUUUUUUUUCGUUUUUUUUUGUUACAAAAAUCAAGCUCUGGGCAGAACGUGAACGUGAACAAGCCUCCCCUUGAGCGUUUUUUUAAUCAUGUCUGUCCACCUGUUUGUCAAUCUGAUUUUUUUUUUUUAAUAUCCCAACAGUAGAUUUUGUGUCGAAAGGGAUUUCAUACGUCUUUAUGCGUCUCGCCUCAGCGGCAGAGUAGUGGGCCGGUAAUCACGCCCUCUCCUGCGCUUAUCCUGAACUUUUUUUUAAUAUAUAUAUAGAUAUAUAUAUGUAUAUAUACUAUAUACACAGAAAUCUCUCCAUAUAUAUAUCUAUCUAUAUAAAUAUCUAUAUUUCCAUUAAAGAGCAUAUUAACAGAGUAAUAUAGGCAUGUUGCAAUAAGGAAUAAUGUGAAUGCUCAAUAAGACGAGACGUUCGUCACGUCACGUGUCCAUUUGACUGGGGGACGAACUGAAGAAGGGCACACCUUCUCCAUCAACGUUUUUUUUAUUUUUAAUUUUAUUUCAUUUUUUUAUUUUUGUUUUUAUUUUGUUUUAGUUUUUUUUGUUUUUUCCAUCAGUGCGAAGCUCGGAGAGACUCAUCCACUCGAUACCUCAUUUCCGUACAGUACAGUACAGUACAGUACAGUACAGUACCACACAACUCAACUCAACUCAACUCAGCUCAUAUCAGACUUCAGUAUUCAGUAUUCCUCAACGCUACUCAGAACUCACUACCUCAUCAGUAACAGAAACUCACUGAACAUAGAACCAGAACACAGAACCAGGACUUAACGGGAGCCUACGCCUCCAGCCGGCUAGCCUAAGCUAAGCUAAGCUAGGCUAUAGGCAAGACUAAGCGAUCCUAGGCUAGGCUACAGGCUAAGCUAUAAGCUAGGCUAGGCUAUAGGCUGGGCUCCUAAAUCACACGCAUAUCCACAUGCGCCACAUUCAACAGGGAUGGAAAGAUAUUAAGAUAUCCACAGCUUGGGAUGUAAAUAUAUCUUACAUUUGGUUUUAGCCAGGGCAGGAUAUAAAGAGCUAGAAUUAUCUCCGGCUCGGUUUAGCUACGCAACGUUAGAGUCUGUCUAGUUUCACUUUGCCAAACGGCGGGAGGGGGUUGCCUCAACAGCCCGUCCUCCCUAUGAAGCCUUUGUGUGCAAUUCAAUCUCCGUGCUCUCGUCCUUUCCUCUGGCCUCUGUAACUUAGAUUCAGUGGAGAAAACAACAGUCCACUAUUAUCCAGGGCAGUGCAGUGGCACGUCUCCCAUUCGACAUCCCGAUUGCCAAUGAGAGGGCCUUUUGAAUUAUGCUUUUGAAAGAUCUUGAAUUAAAACUCUGAUCAUCGAGCCAUCGUGUCGUGUCACAAGGCCGGAUGCCACAGGAAAGGUCAUGAGGACAGAGUUUGACUUGCACCUCGUAAGUGUUAUUCAGUGAAGUAGCCGCAUGGUCACGCUCUGCCGGCCAGGUGGCAGUGCUGCCCUCCUGUGGCCACAGGUGACAGGUGCCAUGUCCAACAGGAAUAAGAAAUAGGCGGGAACAGAGCCAUGGAAGGAAGAGUUAAAGGGCAACUCCUGCCAAUUUCAAUGUGCUGUUGUAUUGCUCACGCUACCCUUGACUUGUCAGUACCCGGUGACGCUGCAGUUUUUUGCCCAGCCCUUUCUGAGAUAUGAGCUAUUCUAAUGGGGGCAACUUUUCAUA
Messenger RNA from Engraulis encrasicolus (European anchovy), 4003 nucleotides. RefSeq names its product zinc finger and BTB domain containing 34 (gene zbtb34). The coding region runs from base 413 to 2173 and encodes 586 amino acids. The record is from RefSeq and is a predicted model, not a curated record. The transcript is spliced from 9 exons. Gene Ontology annotation, biological process: regulation of transcription by RNA polymerase II. NCBI's taxonomy places the organism in Eukaryota, Metazoa, Chordata, Actinopteri, Clupeiformes, Engraulidae. Gene Ontology annotation, molecular function: protein binding; RNA polymerase II cis-regulatory region sequence-specific DNA binding; DNA-binding transcription factor activity, RNA polymerase II-specific.